This is a messenger RNA of Botrytis porri, 2478 nucleotides long. RefSeq lists its product as uncharacterized. Gene Ontology annotation, cellular component: cytoplasm; perinuclear endoplasmic reticulum. The record is from RefSeq and is a predicted model, not a curated record. Gene Ontology annotation, biological process: lipid storage; triglyceride biosynthetic process. The coding region runs from base 151 to 2199 and encodes 682 amino acids. Lineage: Eukaryota; Fungi; Ascomycota; Leotiomycetes; Helotiales; Sclerotiniaceae. Gene Ontology annotation, molecular function: phospholipid:diacylglycerol acyltransferase activity. The transcript has 3 exons.
AGUUAAGAAGGAUCUUUGUGAGCAGAAAGUUGCCUUUCUUCAUUUUUCGACUUUUAAUUCUUCUGAUUAUGAAGAGAUGAGGUGAUAUUGAUUUGCUUCUUCUCAUUCUCUCAUUCUCUCCCCAUAAAUUCUCAACUUCGCUCUCUUAUCAUGUCCCUUGUCCGCCGCCUAUUCCUCGGAACUCCGACACCAUCCCCCUCCCCCUCUAUUCCAACAACCCCCCGUUCUUCCUCCCCUUUUAAAGGCGAAGAAGUGCGUCUCGCGCCCGUCGUUCGGGUUCUCACGCAUAAAGAACGGAAACAUAGAAGACGACGCAAUACAUUUAUAUUUUUCCUCGGUGGACUUUUUGGGUUGGUGAUAGCGGGGUUUUUCGCGGGCAAGAAUGAUUUACUCGAGUUACCGGAAAUGCUGGAGGGGAUUACCAUGGAUAGUCUGAUGGAUGUGCUGCCUGCGGGAUUUGUGAAGGAUGCAAGGGAUCUGGCUAAGGGAGAACGGGAAGCUGUGAAUUAUGAUUCGUUUUCUGUGGGGUUACAUCUCAAGUCGCAGGGAAUUCUUGCGCAUCAUCCAGUUAUCAUGAUUCCAGGUGUUAUCUCGACGGGGUUAGAAUCUUGGGGUACGACCAAUGCUUCACGACCCUAUUUUCGCAAAAGAUUGUGGGGGAGUUGGAGUAUGAUGAGGGCUUUGGUUGCAGAUAAGGAAGGAUGGAAGAGACAUAUCAUGUUAGACAAACGUACUGGACUGGAUCCCCCGGGAAUCAAAUUGAGAGCUGCGCAAGGAUUCGACGCUGCCGAUUUUUUCAUCACAGGAUAUUGGAUUUGGAGUAAGAUACUGGAGAACUUGGCGACGAUUGGUUACGAUCCUACAAAUAGUUACACGGCGGCUUAUGACUGGAGAUUGUCGUAUGCAAACUUGGAGGUUAGAGAUCAAUACUUCACAAGAUUGAAGACGCACAUCGAAUUGGCGAGUAAGAUUUCAAACAAAAAGGUGGUCUUGGUUUCGCAUUCUAUGGGUGGUCAAGUGCUGUUCUAUUUCAUGCAUUGGGUAGCAUCUUCGAGUGGCGGAAAUGGUGGAGAUGAUUGGGUUGAUAAAUAUGUUGAUUCUUGGAUCAACAUUAGUGGAUGCAUGCUUGGAGCUCUCAAAGGAUUGCCUGCUGUGCUAUCAGGAGAGAUGAAAGAUACCGCGCAACUCAAUGCAUUUGCAGUUUAUGGCCUCGAGAAAUUCCUCAAUAAAGAAGAACGAGCCGAGCUCUUCCGAGCCAUGCCAGGAAUCUCUUCCAUGCUCCCAAUUGGAGGCGAUGCCGUUUGGGGUAACGCAACCUGGGCACCAGAUGAUACUCCAGGGCAGGAAGUCAGCUAUGGACAAUUUCUGAAUUUCAAAAACCAAAAUACAUCAACUGGGUAUCGAAAUCUUACGGUAUCGCAAUCACUAGACUAUCUAUUCAAUACAACAGAAGAUUGGUAUCGUGAAGCGGUUAAGGGUAGCUAUUCGCAUGGUGUAGCUCAUACUACAGCUGAAGUGGAAGCAAAUGAAAAUGAUCCCAAGAAAUGGAUUAAUCCACUUGAAACGAGAUUACCUCUUGCGCCAAAUCUGAAGAUUUAUUGUUUCUAUGGUAUCGGUAAACCAACCGAACGUGCUUAUUUCUAUCGCCACUCGGAUAAUCCCCUUUCGUCCCUCAAUAUCACAAUCGAUACUGGUCUAUCCCAAGCUAACAUAGACCACGGCGUGAUUCUUGGCGAAGGUGAUGGAACCGUCAAUUUACUCAGUGUCGGUUACAUGUGUAAUCGUGGCUGGAAAUAUCAUCGCUAUAAUCCAGCAGGUGCAAAAGUUAAGACCUACGAAAUGCCUCACGAACCAGAUCGCUUUAGUCCUCGUGGAGGUCCAAAUACCGGAGAUCAUGUGGAUAUUCUGGGGAGACAGAGUUUAAAUGAUUUGAUUUUGAGAGUAGCAGCAGGUAGGGGCGAGGAAAUUGAGGAAAUGGUUGUCAGUAGAAUUGCGGAGUAUGCGGCGAAUGUAGAGAUUGGGGAAGAGGAGGAGUACAAAGUUAAAGGGGAAGAAGAUGAUGAUGGAAAAGAGGGGGAGAAGAGGAGAGGGAGAGUCAGAGACAAAGUUGAAGAGAAAGCGGAAGAGGUGUUCGAGACAUUGGAGAGGGUUUUGGCGGGGAAGGAUGGGGAUAAGAAGGAAAACAAGGAUGAACUUUGAUAGAAGGGGUACUUUUGUUCAUCUUCUUUUGGGACUGGGUCGGGCUUGGGGAAGGGCGGUGAUUUGACCAUUGUAUAUACGACUGGUACAACAUGUGAUAUCAUACGAAACGACUUAGAAUAUAGAGUCGAUUAGGGAAGGGUCGGAGUUAGAAUCGGGAUUCAGGCGUUUUAGACGGUAGAAGGACGAAAGAAUUCGUGUUAUACAUAGCCGUAUACCUCAUGCUUGAACAGAAAGGUAUUGUCUUCAUCGCAAUUCUUUUAAUGCGCGUCAAUUAUG